Molecule: messenger RNA, 2007 nt
Organism: Paramacrobiotus metropolitanus
Lineage: Eukaryota; Metazoa; Tardigrada; Eutardigrada; Parachela; Macrobiotidae
Product: phosphatidylinositol 3,4,5-trisphosphate 3-phosphatase and dual-specificity protein phosphatase PTEN-like
Exons: 6
Coding region: 622-1692 (356 amino acids)
Biological process (GO): cell motility; regulation of phosphatidylinositol 3-kinase/protein kinase B signal transduction; phosphatidylinositol 3-kinase/protein kinase B signal transduction
Cellular component (GO): nucleus; cell projection; cytosol
Molecular function (GO): phosphatidylinositol-3,4,5-trisphosphate 3-phosphatase activity; protein tyrosine phosphatase activity
Source: RefSeq, a predicted model, not a curated record
AUCAGAGUUAUCCUACUAUGCCCGCUCCGACUAUGAAGCCGGAAGUACUGUAUCGUAGACGUGCAAGUUUAAUGGGACCGGCGACAGCUGACACGGCUGUGUGAUUGUGCACUGCACCCUAUCAAAACUGGAUGACUUGAGUCUUUGAAACGUAGUACAAGGUAACAAGUACCGUACUUAUGGUGAAACGGUAACGCGUACAGUACAGUGCCAAUUAAUUGAAAAGAAUCGUGCAUGCAAUACAUUUUGUUAAAAGUUAAAACUGCUGAUUUUAAUUUAUUUUGCAGAUAUUUGAUGCGAUUUCGAAUUUCGGAUAAAUCCUCGCGUUUUCCUUUGCUUUCUUUCCAUCGUGUGGUCAAAUUUUAGACUUGAUGGAUUUUUGUGGGCAGCGAGCUUGUUUAAAAUUCGGUUUGGAUGUCGUGAUUGCCUCCAAGAUCUUUAUGCAGUAUUCUCGUAUUGUGACAAAGUAUUAAAAAAAAUUUAAUAUGUUCCGAGGCUCGAGCGAUUGCUCCUAUACCCCUGAAUAAAGAUUCUCCCCUUUUUCAAUUGGAAACCUCCGUUCACUAAAACGGACUGCUUGCAAUUGCUCUUUCAAGUUUCCUUCGCGAUGGUCAGCCUGAUAUGACGCAAGUAUUACGGAGAAUUGUUUCGCAGAAUAGACGGCGGCUCGUUUGCGAUGGUUUCGAUUUGGAUUUGACAUAUAUUCUGCCAAACCUUAUUGCGAUGGGAUUUCCAGCGGAGAAUUACGAACGAAUUUACAGAAACAACAUCAACGAUGUAGUGAGAUUUUUCGAGAUGAAACACCCAGGCCACUACCGCAUUUACAAUCUGUGUUCCGAGCGCAGUUACGAUCCAUCGCGAUUUCGUCACAAUGUUGUUGUUUAUCCGUUUGAAGAUCACCAGAUACCCUGUAUUGAUUUGAUUAAGUCUUGUUGUGAGGACAUCCAUAAUUGGCUGCUUCUCGAUCCGGAUAACAUUGCCGCUGUACAUUGUAAGGCUGGAAAAGGCCGCACUGGAUUGAUUAUCUGCUGCUAUUUGCUCCAUUCGCAGUUCGUGCGUACACCCGAGGAGGCGUUGGCGUUUUACGGUGAAACUCGAACUGUCGAUUCGCACGGCGUUACGAUUCCUAGUCAACGGCGGUACAUACGCUACUAUUAUCGACUGCUCCAGUCGGGUCUCAAUUAUCGUGAUCUUGCACUCCAGUUAGACCGUUCGGAUAUCCUGAACACACCUUCCACGGAUGAUCACCCGUGUAGUGGUCUAAUAUUUUCGGUGAUUCAACUGAAACGCGAGAUAUGGUCUUCCGAAGUACUUCCUCUAAGGCCGUCCAGUCGGUACAGUCGGGCGGACAACUGUACGGUCGAACUCAGGCCAUCCUUGACCAUUGCCGGUGAUAUUUUGGUGGAAUGCCACGGUGUUUACGCACCGUUCAUGCUGGCGUUUGGACCUUUAUUUCCCAGAAGGGAAAAAAUCUUCCAGUUCUGGUUUAACACGUUUUUUGUGGGAGACGAAGCCGAAGAGACCAGGACGAGCGAUAAUCCUGAUCAAGUGGCUUUGUCGAUAUCUAGAGAUCACAUGGAUAUGCUGACAAAAGACAAGCAUUUUCGCAACUUUCCUCCAAAUUUUAAGGUUUUACUGUGGUUCACACAACCUAAUGGAUCACAUGAGCCAUUUCCUCAUAUCCAUGAGUGACUGUUUUGCAAUUCCAAUUUGUGGAAUUUUGAUUUUAUAGAAACAGAAAAAUCGGAAAUGUUCAUGAAGUGUUCUCUUGUUCCUUUUUGUACCAGUCCAAUUGUUCUCCGUUGAGUAUUUCGCACACUUUAAAAUUCACAUUUUGCGAGAUCUACUUAAUUUGGGUUUUGUUUACGAGCAACUUGGCAAGGCCUACCAAACCUACCAUUAAACUGAACACAAUAAUUGUUUUGCUUCUUAAUUUUCUUGGCCGGUUUUCUUGGUGGCCAGGUAGGCACCACCUGAGAGCCCUUUGAAAACGUGAUAUCGGAAAAC